Molecule: messenger RNA, 4520 nt
Organism: Linum trigynum
Lineage: Eukaryota; Viridiplantae; Streptophyta; Magnoliopsida; Malpighiales; Linaceae
Source: the annotation of a GenBank genome assembly
AAGAUUGCCCAAUGAUCAAUAUGUCAAUUUUCAAAAAAAAAAAGAUCAAUAUGUCAAUCCAUAUAUCCAUAAUAAAGGGAGUUACUAAAGGUCGCCCUUAAAAUUGCUAAAUGUCGCCCUAAAAAACAUCAAAGUUACAAAUUUAACCUUUUAGCUUCUUUACCAAGGUUGUCAACCCGCGGGUUGACCCGGACCCGGUCGAGCUAGUGAGUCAAGGGUUAAUAGGUCAAUCGUUUUAGCCCGGUUUGGCCCGGAAAUAUAGAAAAAGUCAUUAUAUUGUACUUAUCCUCAUAAAUUAUAUCAAAUCUUAUCUAGCAUAUGACUUAUAACAUAUAAUAUUACACCAAAAUAACAUAUCGUACUUAGAUCCAACAUAUAGUGAAAAUUCACACACACUUAUAUAACAUAAAUAUUCAAAUGUUCAACUUAGAAUUCCAAAGAUUGGGUUAGGCGAAAAGAAAAAUCGGAAAAUAGGCGCAUUUCGCAAACCAAAGAAAAAAAUGACACAAUUUGACCUCCAACCCGGUACCUUGUAGCGGUCGGCCCGGCGGGUGCGUAUGGCCCGUUUUUCUCACCGGGUCAGGGUCAAAGUGGGUCUACCCGCGGGUUGACAACCUUGUUCUUUACUCUUCCUUUAGCAAACAAACACCACUUAGUAAAGAAAAUAAAACAUUAUUCAAAAGAGAGAAUCCAUCAUCGUCAUUCUGGAGUUGGAAUUGUUGAUAUGAUGUGUGGAUCAUGACUAGUGACUCUGAAUUAGUAAAGUUCACUCAAAAAAUUGGAAAAAAAAAAACAAAAAAAGGGAACCGUAGCUCAUUUGCGGUUGCACCAUGGGCCAACCGCAGCUCACUUGCGGUUGGUCCAUGGUGCAACCGCAAAUGAGUUGCGGUUGGUCCAUGGUGCAACCUAAGGCAAGUUACGGUUGGUCCAUGGGCCAACCGCAGCUCACUUGCGGUUGCACCAUGGACCAACCGUAACUUGCCUUAGGUUGAGCAUUUUUUUGGAAAUUUCGUUAGAGAACGGGCGACGACGACGGCAGGAAAGACACCGACGAACUGGUGCGUCGAGAGGGAUUCGCGAAGAAGUCAUACGAGGGGUUCAAUUUGAGGGGUUAGGGAUUGUUUGGUUUGUUUAAAUUUUGAAAUUUUAUUGGGGUAUAUACAUAAGUCAUUUAUCAUUAGAGUUAGAGCGACCGUUAGCAAUUUUAAGGACGACAUUUAGAGAUUAAGUAAAAGGGGAAAAUUGCUUGUUUUGUCAUUGAAAAUACUAAACUAUAUUACAUUUGCCAAUUGCCAUUUUAAUUCCUCUAUUCUGCUAGUGGUUUGGGGCUUUGGGCUAUUACCUAGCUGAAGGACAAUGGGCUUUUGGGGCCUCGAUGGCCAUUAGUGCUUGCUCUAUGGAUUUGAUCCCGUUCGUCUUUGUUUGGAUCUACUGUCUUUUGGUUUUGGGAACCGGCCUGCUUCAUUUGUUACAAAAAGCCUAUAAGUUGGACCUAGAGAAUAGAGAUCCAUCAACAUCAUGUUGGCGGUAUUCGAGAAUUCAUUUCAUUUUCCCGCGGAAGUCUGAACUGUGCCCGCCCCUUCUUCAAACAAAACCCUAAAUCGAGAUCCGCCUAUGAGUAGUUCGGAAAGGUGGAGAUGAUAGAUCGCGGUUGUGUUUCUCUUUGGCGCGGGCACAGCAGUCAAGAGUUUCCCUUCCUGUAAUAGUCAUCGACGACAGGUGAUUUCUCCUCUCUUGAUUCCUUUCUAAUCCCUUUCGACGGUGUUAAGUCAUGAACGAUAUCGGCAUUAGCGGCGAAUUGGGGGGAAAUAGCAAAAGGCGAUGUGUAGAGGAAGAUGCUACUGAUAGGUUGAGCCAUCUCCCAGUCUUCGUUAUUCAUCACAUCCUUUCAUUUCUAGACACCAAAUCCGCCGUUCAGACCUCUGUACUGUCUCGAGUGUGGAGAUUCGCUUGGAAACAUGUCCCCGUCCUCAGUUUUCGAAGCGGUUCCUUCGACCAGUAUUCGAGUUUCCAGAGUUUUGUGGGGAAUGUAGUGUCCCUCCGCGAUCCUGUUGGCGACGUUGUCGGGAAGAUAAGCUACAUUGACAACGAGGGUUCGGACGAACUAGAUUGUGAGCUGUUUGGUAAGGUCAUCAAAUAUGCCUUGUCUCAUGACACGCAUCAUUUAGUGGUUGACACGAACAGCACUAGUUGUUCUUGCGAUUACUCGUUCUCCGAUUUGUUUGGAACAAUCUCCAGUUGCAACCUUACAACACUGGAACUGCAAAGUGUCUUGAUCGAUGAGGCAUUUGCACAUUCUGGCUUCGGAAUGCUGACAACUUUGAAUUUGGAGUUGUGCGAGUUAGAGUAUGAUCUUGAUGAGUACUUGGAUCCUUUGUCUGGCUGUCCCUGUCUGCAGAAUUUGGUCCUGAAUCAUUGCUCCCAUUUUGUCAAGAUAUCCGGACCGCAGUUGCUUAGGCUGACAUUGGAUUGUGUGUAUUGUGACCCAUGGGAACAGAUUGAAAUAUUCGCACCAAGACUCAAAUUCUUGAGUCUUUUGCCGGAAUUAGAAGACAUGAAAUUCUCCAAGUUAAGCAUUCCUUGCCUCGAUCAUGUUGAUAUUCGGGUAACUGACACGAACGAUUUCUUGGAAGGGAACGAGGAAUGUGUCGGGCAACGUUUCAUCUCCUUGUUUGAGUAUUUAAACAAUGCAAUAUCUCUCACGCUGGGUCCUCAUACCAUCCGGGUAUUGAGUGGUAUGACUGAAUUUCUGGAACAACAACCCUCCUCUCCCUUUAGGAGGUUGAAGACCUUGAUCAUGGAGGCCGACAGUGUACCUUACGCACUCAUCAAUUACUUUCUUAAAGGUUCUAGUAUGAAGCCAAAUCUUGAGUUUGUGUAGCAUAUUGAACGGCCAUUUUGCCAUGGUUCUCCGACUGUGGUAUGCAAUUUAGGUUGGAUUUUCUUUCUUUUUGAGGUCAUUUAGGAAGAGUUUAUGAAUUUGUCCAAACCAUAGCUACUCGGCUUGCUUUCACUGCAAUAUGUAAUUUGCACUAUCACUCAUGUCAGUUUCUUAGACCCAGUACCAUUCUGGUUUCGGUUGGUUGGUUUGAUGACAACUAUAUCUGGGUUUCAUUGUUCUCCGUACUUAUUUCUUUUGAUUUGAACGGAAUGAGCUCUCUGAAACGUUUGUUCUUGCUCGGUUAUUGAAUUUAUGAUGCCUACCUCAUUGAGUUAUCUUUCCAAACUUAUGCUGACUGCCAAUCUUCUUACUCCCUGAAUCAGCUGUAGAUAUGGCUGCAUUUUCCUUCUAUCACUUGGGAUGCUAGGUGUGAAGUAUUUAAAACAACGCAUAGUUUUGCAGUUGAACUUGGAAUUUCUAGAUACCGACUAACUAUUCGAUCAUAUCAACUUAGAUAACUCACAGUAACAAACUGAUGUGGUUGAAUCGUAGAUAUGUGCUUUCAAUGGCAAGUAUGAGAAAUCUAUCACAAAUACUGUUACUAUAUGUUCAUUGUCGUUGUUCAGCUUAUAGAGGUUGUUGAGAAAAUUAUCUCUAGAUCAAACCAAUCGAUGCCAACAUAUUUCCAAACCAAUCGAUGCCAAUCCACCUCAUGUAGUUUUUGUACUUUCAUUAUCACCUAUUGGAAUGUAGUAAACUAAUGUCAGCAACGUAUGUGGUUUCGUAACUUUCUUUUGUUGUCUAUUCGAGUUUAGUAUUAAAUAUCAAAGAUGUAUGUUAGGUUGAAAGUUUCGUUUAUUUAUUUAUUAUUUUUCAAUUGCCACGUCACUAAGUUAAUGGUCAACUUUGAGAGUUGACUGCCACAUCAGCCAAACUUAACGGAGUUGGACGGAGAGUUACCAAACAUGAACGAUUUAUGUAAACUGAAGUACCACUAUUGGAUUUAAAUAUUUAUAGUGACUAAAUUUGAACGUUUUUUGCAAUCUCAGUGACCAAUCAUGCAAUUAACCCAUUAACUAAUUGAAUGAACAGUAAAACCGCCUACAGAGUCAUACAAAGUUAGUGGCCAAUAUAAGCAUCGCUAGGAUCUAUAAUAUGGGUACCCGGAGAAAGAGAGUGACUCAAAUGAGCUAGGUGAUCAACAAGAAAGUUAGCUUCCCUGUAAACAUGCGUAACCCGUAUGUCCUAGUCACGCUUCUGCAGUUCCUGAAAAGAAAGUACAAGGAUAGCGUGUUGGUGAUUAGUUCGAAGCAGACUCGAAUAUGAGAUGCACGACUGUGGUGGAGUCCGGUUGCAGCUCCACCUUCUUGUAUCCUAGGUCUCACACCAGUUGAGGACCUUGUAUGGCACCCCAUAGUUCCGCGCAAGUGAUUGAGCAUCUUCCCAGAUUUAUCGAAUAGGCCCCCAAUAUGCGACCCUGCCCUGUCUCUAAGCGCCUCUCCUGCAACAUAUAUUUUUUAGGGAGCGAUGUACUAUGUUUCGCACUAGCUCACAUUGAUAUUUGAAUGAGAUCAAUCUGAAGUGAUUUUAUGAAUUUUAUUACAAAUGAAGAGCAAGAUAUUAAACUACUAUUUAAACA